Molecule: messenger RNA, 663 nt
Organism: Homarus americanus (American lobster)
Lineage: Eukaryota; Metazoa; Arthropoda; Malacostraca; Decapoda; Nephropidae
Product: DNA-directed RNA polymerase II subunit RPB2-like
Exons: 1
Coding region: 1-663 (220 amino acids)
Biological process (GO): DNA-templated transcription
Molecular function (GO): DNA binding; DNA-directed RNA polymerase activity; ribonucleoside binding
Source: RefSeq, a predicted model, not a curated record
AUGCCCCUAGUUUAUCCGGCCGAAAUGCGACGCCUCCCCAAUUUUCAAUAUCUAUACUCCGGCCAGGUUAUGAACGUCGCUGUCAUGCCGAUCUUUGGCUACAACCAAGAGGACGGCCUUGUGUUUAGUCAAGGGGCAAUCGACAGAGGAGCGUUCACUAGUUUGCAUUAUUAUACAUACAGAAAAGUCUGGGACAGCAAUGAAGACGGCGAAGUAAAAUUGGCACAACGCGGCACAGUUGUGUCCGAAGGCGAUAUUGUGAUUCUGUGUUCAAAAUCUGACUCUGUCAAAAUCCCCAAAGGUAGGAAACCCGGCAAAAUUGUGAGCACGUACUUUGCUUGUUUACCUGAUGGGAAAAUGACGUACGAGGUCAGAGUGGAAGUGACCUUGCACCCUGAAGUUGGCGAUAAAUUCGCUCCGCUUUGUGGUCAAAAAGGUGUGAUAUGCGCUAUCAUACCCGACGAACAGUUACCCCGGACGGCAGACGGACUUGUGCCGGAUAUUUUUAUGAACCCUCAUGGCUUUAUUGACCGUCAAACUGUUAGUUUUCAUGUAGAGGGAAUGUUGGGGUUGUUGGCUAAGAAAACAGGCUGUCAAAUUGAAGUGAAAAAGAACACGCCCUAUUUAAAGCUGGUAACAGACGCGGGCAUAGAAUCGUGUUAA